AGAUGACAUUUCUUUAGUACAGUUCAUCAGGCGUUACGUGUGCAUGCGUUCUCGACAGAACUCUGCGUUUGUGUGCAAGGACUCCGUUCUAGGAGUAUGGUGCUGCCAACCUUUUACUUUGAAUUAAAUUAAUUUAGUCGUCAUAGGUUUAGAAUUUAUUAUAUUAUAGUUCUGUUAUUUAACCUGCAUACAUAGAGUCUGUUAAGAGAAAUCAAAGGUGACAAAAUGAGUGAGAUUGAACCAUCCAAGUUGAAGGUCGCGGAGCUUCGCGCGGAACUGCAAGCGCGUGGACUCGAUUCAAAGGGAGUGAAAGCUGUCCUUGUUGAUCGACUUGAGAAUGCUUUGCUUGCCGAAGCCGAGGAAGUGGGGAAUGAGAACGAACCCGCGGAAGCAGACGAAGAUGACAAUUUUGACGAAGAUGUUGUAGAACUAGCACAAGAAGCACUACCAGAAGCAGAGCAAGGAUUUGGCGAUGAGUUUGGAUUUUCAGGGGAUCAGGAUGGAACCAGCCAAGAAGCAGAUGAUCUCUUGCAAGCAGGUGAAGAGGGUGGAGAUGACCAACUCUUGGCAGACUUGGAAAUUCCUCCAGCUAUGGAGGAACCGGAAGCAGAAGUCCAGCCAGAACCACAAGAAGAAGCUAUGGUGCAAGAGGAGGAUGCCAUGCCUCAAGUUACAGAAGCUGAACCAGAAGCAACGGAUGAGCAGGGGCAAGUUGAACAGCCACCAGAAAGCAUGGAGCAAGAAGCCCAACCACAAACAGAAGAGAAGGAAGGUGAAAAUAAAGAGCAGUCUGGGGAUGGGGACAAGAAAGAAGAAGGUGACAAGGAUAAAGAAAGGAAACGCGACUAUGAGAACAGGAACCGUGAUCGCCGAUUUGGAGGCAGAGAUAGAUCUCCCAGGAGAAGAACACCCCCUCCUGUGGUUAUGGAAGAAGAUGAUGAUAUACCAGAUACACAGUGUGUGCUCAGCAAAUACCUUUCUGACUUGAAUCUAAAAAUUGGCAAAGAUGGCUAUAAUGCAUGUCCCCUCAGCAUGGAAGGGUUCGCAUACAUGUGGGGUGGAGUCAAGGCUACACACGGUGUGAAUAAAGGGAAAAUCGGAUAUGAAUGCAAGCUGGAGUCCCAAGCUGAUGUGCGCCAUCUACCUCCUGAAGAGACCAACAAACAUGUUGUCCGUGUAGGAUGGUCCAUUGAUGCAUCUUCUCUUCAGUUGGGAGAGGAAGACUUUUCUUAUGGGUAUGGAGGAACAGGAAAGGCAUCGGUCAAAUGCAAGUUUGAGAACUAUGGAGAGAAGUUUGGUGUGGGAGAUGUUAUUGGUGCAUAUGUGGACUUUGAAGGAGAGAAGCCAACAAUCUCAUACACCAAGAAUGGCAAUGACCUUGGUGUUGCCUUCACCAUUGAAGAAGACCUAGAAGGCAAAGCCUUGUUCCCUCAUGUCAUGGUCAAGAAUAUCUCAGUGGAGCUCAACUUUGGCCAGAAGGAGGAGCCUUAUUUUCCAUUGAAGGAAGAGUUCUCUUUCAUUGGCAAGCUACCUGCUGAAGACUCUGUACGUGGGCCUAAAUCUCCUGCAACCAAGAAGGAUUGUGAGCUGUUGAUGAUGGUUGGUCUGCCAGGCUCUGGUAAGACAACAUGGACCAUCCAGGCUUGCAAGGAUAUGACUGACAAGAAAUACUAUAUCCUUGGCACCAAUCUCAUCAUGGAUAAGAUGAAGGUGAUGGGGCUCCGCCGUCAGCGUAACUAUGCCGGUCGUUGGGACAAGUUGAUGGACUUGGCUACCAAGUGUUUGAAUCGAUUCUUUGAAGUUGCAGCCCGAAAGCGCCGUAAUUACAUUCUUGACCAGACAAAUGUGUAUCCCUCCGCAAGAAGAAGAAAAAUGCGCCCUUUUGAGGGUUUCAGCACCAAAGCAAUCGUAUUAGUUCCCUCUGAUGAAGAGUUUAAGAAGCGAGUGGAAAAACGCACUAAAGAAGAAGGCAAGGACGUCCCGGACCAUGCUGUGAAUGAGAUGAAAGCCAACUUUGAGCUCCCCGAGAAGGGUGUGCUCUUUGAUGAAGUGGAGUAUGUUGAGCUGAGUGAGGAGGAGUGCAAGCCCCUGGUAGAGCGCUACCGCAAAGAAGGCAAGGACGCUGGAGGACUCAAACCUCGCUUUGACCGUCGUGGUGGUCGAGACUUCAGAGGAGGAUAUGACCGUGGUGGAUACGGCCGUCAUGAUGACCGAAGAGGAGGCUAUGGCGGCGGUGGUGGCUAUCGUUCUGGUGGAUAUGAUCACGGUGACCGUCGUGGAGGUUAUGGUGGAGGAGGUGGAUACCGAGGAGGCUAUCGUGAAGGAGGCUGGAACCGUGGUGGCAGUGGAUAUGGUGGUGGUCGCGGUGGCGGAAGUGGUGGCUACGGUGGUGGACGUGGCGGAGGAGGAUACAACAGUGGUGGAUACGGUGGUGGUAGCAGCAACUACAGUAAUCGUGGAAGCAGCAACUACGGUAGUGGCAGUAGUAACUACAACAGAAACUCCAGCUCUGGUGGGUAUGGAAACCAGAGCAGUGGUGGAAGCUAUGGCAAUCGUCAGAACCAAGGCUCAUACAACAAAUACGGAAACCAGUCCAACUACCAACAGAACAAGCAGUCAAAUUACAAUCAGCAGUCAAGUUACGGGAGUGGUAGUGGAUCAAGUAACUACAGCUCAAACCAAGGCUAUGGUUCUUCAUCAAACUACAGCAACACCUCGGGGUAUGGGAAUAGCAGCAACACCAGCAGCUACACCCAGGGCACUCAAAGCUCGUACAACCAGGGGUAUCAACAGAACCAACCGUCUCAGCAACAGACGCAGCAACAGUAUGCUAACUAUCAACAGCAGUAUCAACAAUACUACCAGCAGAACCCUCAGUAUGCCCAACAGUACGCCCAGUACUACAGCAACUAUGGCAACUAUGGAGGAUCUGGGUCAAGCCAGUAGGCCUGUACAGAUGCAAAGAGAAAGUUGAAGAACAAUGUUGAGAUCAUUAUCCGAAAUACAAUACAUCUUGGCUCUUUGAUUAGUUCAGGCUUUCUUUGUGAGUAUGGUGACCUCAAGAAUUGUUUAAUUUUUGAAUUGUUAAAAUGCUUGCAUAUUUGAUGACCCUGUCAGUGGUAUUAAGUAAGAUCAUGAAUAUCUGUUCCUUGUAUGAUCCCUACCCAGCAAAAUAAAAUAACCUUUAGCUUUGAUUAUAUGAUGUAAAUACUGCUUAAAAGGUAAAUAAAACAAACAUGUUAAUGUGGUAAGUUAAUACAGUUGGUAACAGAUUCUUAUCGUUGAUAUGUGGGAGUAUGUAAAUAGUAAUCAAAUGGAAAAGAUUGUAAUUUUGUUUGUAUUUUUGACCUGUUGUUUUAUAGAUGUUAGAUUUUGUAUUAGCUUACUAUUUGGAUUUCACCUAAAUCUUUUUAUAUGUCAGUGAAGUGUUCUGUCUUACGGAUUAUAUGUUUACUGAUGAUUAUGAAAUGAAUUUUAUGUUUUACAGUGAAGAGAUACAUUCCUGCUCAAGGACAUGUUUGUAAAUAUAGACAUUGCUUUGGAAAUACCUUAAAGGCUUCAACCCAACAUUAGGCGCAUUUUUGGAUUUAGCAUUUUAAGAAAGAAACAACUUUUGUUGUAAUUGUUGACCACCCCCCCCCCCCUGGAAACCUAAUUAAUUAAAAUCAUGAGUCUGAAAUCAUAUGAAAACCUUAUACUGAUUUACCUGAGAAGUACUCUGUUCCGCGGUCAAAUCCAGUUUAUUUCACUGGACUCACCCAGUUAUCAAGAUAACAAUUUUUAAAUGAUGUAGGAUGUUUUUUGUUUAAUUAAUAUGGUAUUCAUACUUUGUUGGCCAUGCUUUUUAGAUAUUCAAGCGAUAAUUCAAACUGAAUGUUUUAUGAUAUCCCCUCUUCUGAAAAAAAGGUAAUUGAUAUAUUGAUGAUAGACACAACACAUGGAAUAAUUGGAUGGUAAAAAGCAAAUGAUUCUGUAAGAGGAAUAAGCGAUCCAAUUCAAUGAUAUGUAAAUAUAUAUUGUGUUCAUGCUGUCAAUACUACUUGACUCUUAUUCUUGCCUUCAUUGGAAGAAAAGCAUUGGACAAUUACUAAAAUAUGUUUCUUAAUUUUGUACAUAGUUUUAAUAUGCAAAGUGUAUGGUAAGGAAUGUUGUGUUAGAUGUAGACUUGUUGAUUAUCUCAAACCAUCUACCAUGCUAUCUCAGGAGACACAAGACUCUUUCCUGAUUUAAUAAAUAAUUGAACUGUAAA
Molecule: messenger RNA, 4249 nt
Organism: Lytechinus pictus (painted urchin)
Lineage: Eukaryota; Metazoa; Echinodermata; Echinoidea; Temnopleuroida; Toxopneustidae
Product: heterogeneous nuclear ribonucleoprotein U-like protein 1
Exons: 15
Coding region: 226-2946 (906 amino acids)
Molecular function (GO): protein binding
Source: RefSeq, a predicted model, not a curated record